UAUUAAUGUGAAACAAGCCCACCAAAGGAGCCACUGACUUGAAAUUCGAGCUUCCUAAGAAUAUUAUGGUGUCGUUCGUUUCAAAGAAGAAGCAGAAGAUAAUAAGAUAUGCAGAGAGAGAGGAUAUCGGUCAUGAAAAGAGAGAGAGAAAAAAGAUAAAUUAAUAAAUAAAUAGAUAAAAAUAUAAAUACAAAUUAUUAAAAUACAAGAUGAAUUCUUUUUAGGGGUAGUAAUGCUUUAUAUACAUCAUUGCUCGAACUUCUGAGGAAGUUAAGUUGCACUGCAUCCUCAGUAGGGAAACUUCCACAGUCCGACUUUUUAAGGAGGAAUAAAGGACCUCUGGAACUUUGGAGAAGUUUGUCAGGUAUCUGUUAAUGUACAACUCAUGAUUUGGUAAACAAGUGAUAUGCAGUUGCACUAGAGCAGAAUGUCACAUCAAAAUUGGUCUUCAUUUUCCUAAAUCCAUAUUUUUUAUCUCUGUUAAAAUACAACUUGUGAAUCGGUAACCAAGUUUUAUACAGUUACACCAGAGCAGAAUUUCGUGACCAAAUUAUUUUUCACUGUCCAAAAUCCAUUCAUUUAUUAUAGUAACGAUAAUAUUAACUGGCUUGGUGACUACAUUCUUCAACGUGGCCAUCACGAUAAUAGUGACCUGUGUAAUGUGGAAUCUUCAGAGACCAGUGUCCAUAAGAAGGGUUUCAGAUCAGCCCUCGACAGACAGAUUCAUGAAUGAGGAUCCCUGGUGCUGCGAUACUUCAUCUGGGCCGAACAAACUCCACGCAGGAAGGGAAAUACCAAACCCAUACCUAGAUUACAGUCGUGGGCUCCUAGACAAGACCGCAACUUCACCGUGGCCAUCACUAUGAUCCAAUAUCUGCAGAAGUGUUUCCCGAGGAUGAUGUCUCGAGUAGCCUUCCACAUAACUUACCCGAGAAACCUCCCUCCGAAGUAUGUUGUCAAUGACGAUGAGGAACAGCUGGAGUACAACUGCAAGCAGCCGGAAUCUGUCAACAGAGAAAUAGUGGAGAAGGUCCGCCCGGAGAAACUAGCCCAGCACUUGAAAAGGGCGGCUUAUCCCCAGAAUCUCCUGAGGAACUUGGCCCGAGAGGGCUGUCCCGCAGAGUACUCCUUCACACCCGACAUCGACAUGAUCUCGGCUCCCGGAAUGUCGAGAAAACUGAACGAAUUCGUGUCCCGGAACUCGACGAGAAGCUGCGGUCGCUGCGCAUACAUCAUCCCAACUUACGAGAUUCGCGCUGGGGUAGAGAAGAACCCUAGGACUAAAGGAGAGCUGAAAGCUCUUCUCAAGAAGAAGAAAGCGCAGCGCUUUCACAUCAAGGUAUUCCACCUCAACCAGCACAAUUCACAGCUGAAGAAGUGGGAGAGCGACAAGUCGUCUAGGCCUAGGAAACUGGAGGUCAUGUACAACAUUAGCACUUGGGCUGAAUUCUGGGAGCCCAUUUACGUCACCAAAGCUGACGUCCCUCCUUACGACGAGAGAUUUGUCAGUUAAGGCUAUACUCGGAAUAGCCAGAUCUACGAGAUGCACGAGGCUGGUAUACGUGGCAUAUGCUGAACAAUGCCUUCUUAUGCCACAGUGGAUUCCAGACCAGAAGGCAGCGGUCAGGAAGUCGUAAGAGGCAGAUGCUUCAUAACGACCACAUUUACAAGGUCUUCAAGAAAGAGAUUCACGCCAGAUAUACAGUGGACGAAGAUAACCCACUCGCCGGGUAUAACUGAGAGAGAGAGAGAGAGAGAGAGAGAGAGAGAGAGAGAGAGAGAGAGAGAGAGAGAAGAUACCUUUGGGAAAAUACAACUAUGAAGAAUUGUGACGCAAGGCUCGUAGGCCAAAUGUGUUCAUGUGGCUAGGUCUAAAACACAGAAACAAUUUCUUUAUAUAUUUCAUUGUGAAAUGAGAAUCUUGCUCUUUUUUUUUCGUCCCUCAAGAUUUUGCUGUAAAGAAAAGCCAGUGAUAAGUCGAAUGAACUGACUAAAAAUAGUUAUUCGUCCAGAAGGUGUAAGACUAUUCAGUUUCACUUGGCAUAUUGAGCUAAAAUUCUCUCAAUUUCUUGCACUUCAGUGGAGACUAGAUUUUGUAACAUGAAUAUAUUUAUGGUAUUUUGUUGUAAAUGAAAUCUAUUAGUUUCGCUGCAGCGAAGUACAUAAAUUUUAAAUAAACAUCUGUGGUCUGCACAUAAGACCUACCAUAAGUUCUGGAGACUUAUUUAAUCAAACCCUACUGAUUAUUGAGUUUGUUUACCUAAUUUUUCCAUGAACUAGUGUGGCUGACUCAAGCUUUAGACAAUCUGAGCUUAAAUGGAUCUGUACUUUUUUAGGCUGAAUUCUAUGUUACAGCGUUGUCUCUUUGAGGAUAGAUUCUCAUUUAUCUAUCAACACUUUUUCUGCAGUAAUGAAAUCACUAGGAGAUAUUGUCCAGUGAUAAUCUAUCUGGAGGACAGAUCCCUUACUGGAAUCGUAUUCAAAUCCGGUGC
This is a messenger RNA of Macrobrachium nipponense, 2492 nucleotides long. Its product is annotated as beta-1,4-glucuronyltransferase 1-like. Gene Ontology annotation, molecular function: glucuronosyltransferase activity. The record is from RefSeq and is a predicted model, not a curated record. The coding region runs from base 863 to 1513 and encodes 216 amino acids. Gene Ontology annotation, biological process: protein O-linked glycosylation via mannose. Gene Ontology annotation, cellular component: Golgi apparatus. NCBI's taxonomy places the organism in Eukaryota, Metazoa, Arthropoda, Malacostraca, Decapoda, Palaemonidae. The transcript has 4 exons.